Alternaria burnsii is the source of this 873-nucleotide messenger RNA. RefSeq names its product signal recognition protein. NCBI's taxonomy places the organism in Eukaryota, Fungi, Ascomycota, Dothideomycetes, Pleosporales, Pleosporaceae. The record is from RefSeq and is a predicted model, not a curated record. Bases 1 to 873 code for a protein of 290 amino acids. The transcript is spliced from 4 exons. Gene Ontology annotation, molecular function: DNA-binding transcription factor activity, RNA polymerase II-specific; RNA polymerase II cis-regulatory region sequence-specific DNA binding; zinc ion binding. Gene Ontology annotation, biological process: positive regulation of transcription by RNA polymerase II; negative regulation of transcription by RNA polymerase II.
AUGGAAACCAGCAAACCCUCUAAUGGACUCAGCAUGACUUAUGCAACUUCUGCGCCCGCAACCGCUGGUGGACAAGCUGGUUCUCCGCCCUCGUGCAUGAACUGUAGCACCAGCACUACCCCCUUGUGGCGCCGCGAUGAAACGGGCGCUGUUCUCUGCAACGCCUGUGGCCUUUUCCUGAAGCUGCACGGCCGGCCACGACCUAUCUCACUCAAGACCGAUGUCAUCAAGAGCCGCAACCGCGUGAAGACUGGCGGGCCAGGCGGACGCAAGAGGACAAGUGACCAAGGUGGUCUUCCUGCCGCGCAUCCCGAUGCUGAUGGCCAGCUAGCCCUCGCCCAGCACCGCCGCACAUCAGGCAAGAUCUCUUCAGGCUUGUCCGACCGCUCGCAAUCGCCUAUAUCACGCACCGGCACCCCGAACUUCAACCAUCCCUCCAACAUCGCACCGUCGCACCUGUUUGAGCAGGCGCUGCAUGGUGGUGAUUUCCAUUCGCCUUCGCUCCCGGGAUUCGGUAUUCGUGCUCCCUCGCCCGCUAACUCGUCGAUCAACGGUUCCCAUCUCGAAGCUCCUCUCCCAUAUGAGACUCUCGCCGCACAGAACACUGCACUCAAGACACGUGUCUCGGAAAUGGAACUUAUCAACGAUCUCUUCCGGAACCGCGUUAGCGAACUCGAACAGAGCGAGCAAUCAGCGCGGCAGACAGAAUCAACCUUAAGACAAGAGCUUGAGGAGAUCAAACAACGGGAGGCCGACCUGAAGAGGCGGCUUGACGAAAUCGAAGCCGACAGCCCAAGACACAAGAAGAUGAAGAUGAGCGAAUUUGUGGACGAGAGCCGCGCUGGCACGCCUAUUAGUGCUAUGGUUGAAUAG